Molecule: messenger RNA, 2636 nt
Organism: Cuscuta epithymum
Lineage: Eukaryota; Viridiplantae; Streptophyta; Magnoliopsida; Solanales; Convolvulaceae
Source: the annotation of a GenBank genome assembly
CAAAAGUUAUCUAUCCCUCCUUUGUCAAACGCAUUGUAAAAAGUUCACAGCCUUCAACUUAUAUUAUCAAUCGCGCCUAAUAUUGUGAUCGCAUUGAGACCUGUAAGAAGAAGAAAUAAACAAAAUGAAUGGAGCAAGAAUUGCCUCUGGAUUGAUUAGAGAAAGCUGUUGUAGGAAGCUCAGGCCAAACCGUUUUUCACCCAGAAAUUGCUACUGCACUACGCCUUCUACCAAUCUUCCUCCUCGGCCUCCUCCACGAUUCCCUCAUUCUUCAAAAAAGGGAAUGUUGUUUACCGGAGCUACCAUUGGUCUAGUAAUAGCAGGAGGAGCUUAUGCUAGUACAGUGGAUGAAGAAACUUUCUGUGGCUGGCUAUUCUCGGGAACAAAACUUGUAAAUCCCUUUUUUGCACUUCUGGAUCCUGAGGUAGCCCACAGACUGGCUGUUUCAGCUGCUGCUCGGGGGUGGAUCCCUGUAGAGAAAAGAGAAGACCCCAUUGUAUUAGGCCUUGAAGUUUGGGGGAGGAGGUUCUCAAAUCCUCUAGGCCUUGCUGCUGGUUUUGACAAGAAUGCCGAGGCUGUUGAAGGUUUACUUGGGUUAGGCUUUGGCUUCGUGGAGGUUGGCUCAGUCACACCCAUUCCUCAGGAAGGCAAUCCAAGGCCUCGUAUCUUCAGAUUGAGGGAGAACGGUGCUAUAAUAAAUAGGUGCGGCUUCAAUAGUGAAGGAAUUGUGGCUGUAGCGAAGCGGUUAGGUGCUCAGCAUGGUAAGAGAAAGUUGGAAACUUCCAGCACUUCGUCUCCAGCAAGGGAUGAAAUCAAACAGGGAGGGAAAGCCGGUCCUGGAAUUCUUGGGGUUAAUCUGGGAAAGAAUAAGACGACAGAAGAUGCUGCUGCUGAUUAUGUUCAAGGAGUUCAUACAUUAUCUCAAUUUGCGGACUAUCUCGUGGUUAACAUCUCUUCACCAAACACUCCUGGACUGCGCCAACUCCAGGGAAGAAAACAGUUAAAAGACCUUGUGAAGAAGGUACAAGCAGCACGAGAUGAAAUGCAGUGGGGUGAAGAAGGUCCACCUCCGCUGCUUGUAAAAAUUGCUCCAGACCUGUCUAAGCAAGAUCUUGAAGAUAUUGCAGCAGUUGCUAUUGCUCUUCGUGUGGAUGGAUUGAUAAUAUCAAAUACAACCAUUCAAAGACCUGAAACUGUGAGUAAGAACCCCGUGGCUUCAGAAUCUGGUGGCUUGAGUGGAAAGCCUCUUUAUGAGCUAUCAACAAAUAUUCUCAAAGAUAUGUAUAUUCUAACAAAGGAUUCCUUUAAUUGGCUGUGGAGGUGUCAGCAGUGGUGAAGACGCGUACAAGAAAAUACGAGCUGGUGCCACUCUUGUGCAGCUCUAUACAGCCUUUGCAUAUGGAGGUCCUGCACUUGUACCCAAGAUAAAGGCUGAGCUUACCCAAUGCUUGGAAAGGGAUGGUUAUAAGACAAUCUAUGAGGCAAUUGGAGCAGAUUGUCGAUAGUUUUAAGAUAUACAUAUUGCUCUAAAACAGUGCAAUAAAAUCUAGUUGCUCAAAGUCUGUGUUGUGAUUUUAAUUUAUCAGUUUCUUUUGAGGUAUGCCCUAGUGGAAGAGGUUGAUUUUGUGGUGCAAAAUUUAUAACUUCACAUAAAUAGCACUGUCCAUUUGGUCAAGUUUUAUGAUCAAGGACUUUGAUUUUGUAAAUUCAAAUGCUAUAUUUAAUUUAUUCUAUCUGACUCGAACUAAUCUUUAUCAUAUGCCAACGAUAUAAUGUGUUGGCAUAUGUUAUAACUAGGGAUGGAUUGGGCGGGUCGGCCUGACCCGACCUCGGUAAUGUUUAGGCCCGGCCCGGCCCGGCCCAUUAUUGUAUAGGUCCGGUCCCGUCCCAGGGCCUGGCCCGGUGGCUAUGAGGGCGGGCUUUGGGAUCGAUUUUUUUGGGCCCGACUGGAAGCUUCAGAUGAAGUCUUUUUUACGAGAAUAUGAGAUUUCUUAUACGAUGAAGUCUUUUUUUAAUGAUGAAGUCUUUAGACAAAGAAUUUGUCUGCUUCCUUUUAGAUAUCUGAAGGUUUUUAUUAAUUACAUAUUACAUAUAGCAAUUAUAUCCUCACACUAAAAGAAUCUUUUACGUGAAUGUAACUUUAAUGUAGUACUAUUUGAGUAUUUGAUCAUGAAAAUUGAUAUCAUUUUUCGUUAAUGAAUAUAGCCAUAUAGGACAUUUGUCUUUUCAUUUUUCGUUGUGUAGUUUGAUAUGUUUAUGUUUCAAUUAUUAGCUACCACUUGAUGUGAGACCUUGACCUUUUUACUGAUUUAAUUCUUCUUACUAUCAAGGUAAAAAUUGUCUACUAAAAAUCUAAAGCAUGCAACCUUUUUUUCUGCCACUGUCAAUCAUGUUAUGUAGCUUGUUCAAGCCACCAUCAUCUUCAUUCAAAUCAGAAUUUCACAAAUUAUAUAUUCUAACUAUUUUUCUAAAGAAAGAGAUCGAAAGACUAAUUUACUAAAUUCUAAAUCCUAGAACGGCUAUUAUCUUAAAAGAAAUUGACUACACCCAUUAUUAAAUGAAAUAAAUGAGUAGUUCAUCAUUUUCAUUUACCCCAGUGCCGCAAAGGCUCCCACCUACGGUGGGGUAAGGGGGGG